Messenger RNA from Ylistrum balloti, 2334 nucleotides. RefSeq names its product dynein axonemal assembly factor 10-like. The record is from RefSeq and is a predicted model, not a curated record. The coding region runs from base 53 to 1117 and encodes 354 amino acids. Lineage: Eukaryota; Metazoa; Mollusca; Bivalvia; Pectinida; Pectinidae. Gene Ontology annotation, molecular function: ubiquitin binding. The transcript has 8 exons.
CGAGUGUGGUUAUUAUCAAAUCAAAUUGACAUCAUUUUACAAACAUAUAACCAUGGAUAAACCGCAAAUAAUACUGCAUAUCCAAAAGUCGGUCAACUUCACACUUUUCGACGCAAAAUGGAUACCGUCUAGUGCUAAGUUCGUGGUCCUCGGUAACCAUGCACGCGGAACCGGUGCCAUCCAGAUAUAUGAGGUUUCUCACGGAGAUGUUGGACUCGUUAAGGAGGUGGAAAAGUCCAAGGGAUUUAAAUGUGGCACAUUUGGAGCCUCCAAACUACAGGAGAGAUAUUUGGCCACAGGAGAUAUGGAAGGCAAAAUGCACAUAUGGAACCUUGAACAACCAGAGCUACCAAUAUACUCAGUGAAGGGACACAAGGAAAUCAUCAAUGCUAUUGAUGGUGUUGGUGGUUUAGGAAUUGGUGAGGGGGCACCAGAAAUUGUCACUGGAAGUAGAGAUGGAGCAGUUAAAGUUUGGGAUCCUCGUCAGAAGAAUGAACCUGUUGCUACCAUGGAGCCAGGAGAAGGUCAAGAUAAACGGGACUGCUGGACUGUGGCAUUUGGUCAUGCCUAUAACCAGGCAGAUAGAUGUGUUUGUGCUGGAUAUGAUAAUGGAGAUAUCAAGCUAUUUGAUUUGAGAAACAUGCAGCUUCGCUGGGAACACAAUGUAAAGAAUGGUGUCUGUGGCAUUGAAUUUGACAGAAAGGAUAUCAGUAUGAACAAGUUAGCAGCAACAACAUUAGAAUCCAAAUUCCAUGUGUUUGAUAUGAGGACACAGCAUCCAACAAAAGGAUUUGCUAGUGUAACAGAAAAGGCACACAAAUCAACCGUAUGGGGAAUCAGACAUCUACCACAGAACCGAGACAUAUUUAUGUCUAUGGGAGGAAACGGAUCACUCUACUUGUGGAAAUAUUCCUACCCUCAUCAACGAGUAGAAAAAGACAGCGAAGGUCGAGAGAUGGGAGUACCUGGAACUCUGAACCUUCUACAGAACAUCACUAUGACAACACAGCCAAUCAGCUCCCUAGACUGGAGUCCUGACAAGGAGGGGCUAUGUGUGUGUACCUCAUUUGAUCAGACAUUAAGGGUUUUGGUUGUCACAAAACUUAACCGUGUAUGAGACAACUUUAAAUUACUUUAUUAAUACCCUCAGUUCGCCAUGUUGAUUAUUGCAAAAGUCUGUAUCAGUUGGAUGGUGACAAAAUCAUGAGUUAUGACUAUUUGAAUUCUACCUAAUACUAUGGAGACACCAUCCUCUGAUUGCUGUGAGAGGGUCAAGGGAGUCUCAGACUGGAUUAUUUCACUCAUAUGUAUGGGAGUAGUGCAACUGACAGAUUCUGUUUCAUACAGUGUUCUAAUUGAAGAAAACCAUCCUGUUGGUUAGAGAGUGAUACAGAAGUUCUGUCUCCCUUAGGUUAUUAAUAAAGCAGACCUAUAGUGAUGUCAAUAUACAGUGUACAGAUGUUCAUAUUCAUUUACUUUGUUUCUGGCCCCUGUGCAACAUUAUAGAUGUGAUAUGGUGUGACUGGUGUGUGUUCCUGGCUUUACAGUAAGGAACAGAACAUGUGUACAUGUGUGAAGUCAAAUGAAAUAUGGUGUAAGUUAGUGAUUCUAGAUAAUGAAGAAGGUUUCAAAGUUACUUUGAGUCAUUCAUGUCAGUUCAAUAUGGUAAUACAUGUGCAUCAAUACAUACAAACAAAAUAUUUCAAAAGACACGUAUACUGUUUAACUGUUUUACCUGUUGUGUUGUAAUUUCAACUCCUUUGUAUUUAUGGAAGUUUGUUCUAAUUUACAACAUCAUUAGCACUGAAGAAUGUAAUAUCAGACAGAUAUUCAACUUCAAUGUAAAUUUGCAAAUGUCAUAUACUGUGGUGUCCACAUCUUUCAAAAUAUCACAUCAUUUGGUAAAUAGUGUGUGUAUUCACCUGCAUAAAGAAGGACCAUGAGGAUAAAUAAUGUUGGACAAUUACAUUGUAACAGAUUCAUUGGUCCCACUAGGUUUACCUUCUGGAACAAAUCAAUUCUGAGAGUAGAUUUUGGAGAAUACAAAUAUUUUUUGCCAGAUUGGUAACCAUUUUAAAUUACACAAUACAUGUAUAAUGUGUUCAUGCUAUCAACAUAAUGAAUAUCAUCUUAACUAUUACAAAUAAUGUAGUUGCAUUACAUGUUAAUAAAACUUUCAAAACUUACUGUAAUUGUCAUGACCAAUCAAUAUAUUUCCAAUGUUGGGUAUUUUACUGUUUGUACAAAUUUCCAAUGUUGAGUAUUCCGAUUUAUGUAUCAUUUGCCAAGUUUCAUAAAUGAAACUCAAUGGAAAAUAAAACCUAUUUAUUUUAA